This is a messenger RNA of Micropterus dolomieu (smallmouth bass), 1932 nucleotides long. It is a transcript of the gene slc16a7, whose product is annotated as solute carrier family 16 member 7. The transcript is spliced from 4 exons. The record is from RefSeq and is a predicted model, not a curated record. Gene Ontology annotation, molecular function: monocarboxylic acid transmembrane transporter activity. Gene Ontology annotation, biological process: monocarboxylic acid transport; transmembrane transport. Bases 1 to 1431 code for a protein of 476 amino acids. Gene Ontology annotation, cellular component: membrane. NCBI's taxonomy places the organism in Eukaryota, Metazoa, Chordata, Actinopteri, Centrarchiformes, Centrarchidae.
AUGCCCCCUGCAGCAGCAACCAAUCUAAGCUACACCCCACCAGAUGGAGGCUGGGGCUGGGCUGUCGUCUUCAGUGCUUUCAUCUCCAUAGGAUUCUCCUAUGCCUUCCCCAAGUCCCUCACCAUCUACUUUAAGGAAAUUCAGGAAUAUUUUUCAGUUUCCUACAGUCAGAUUGCCUGGCUGUCCUCUGUGAUGCUCGCUUCUAUGUAUGCAGGAGGACCUGUGAGCAGCAUACUUGUCAACCGCUAUGGCAGCAGACCUGUGGUUAUGGUCGGUGGGGUCAUGGUUAGCGCUGCCAUGGUACUUGCUUCUUUUGGCAGUACUAUCAUACAUCUGUAUCUUUGCAUCGGAGUAAUUGGAGGUUUUGGCCUCGCCUUCAACCUACAGCCGGCCCUAACGAUCAUAGGUACCUACUUCCAGGUCAAAAGGCCACUGGCGAACGGGCUCGCUAUGACAGGAAGUCCAGUUGUUCUGUUCACUCUGGCUCCUCUCAAUCAGUUUCUGUUUGAUUCUUUUGGCUGGAGAGGGAGCUUUCUCGUUCUGGGAUCCAUUGUUUUGAACUGCUGUGUAGCUGGUGCUUUGAUGAGACCAGUUAACAAAAAUGCCCAACCCAAACGAAAGAUUGACCCACCAAAGUGUAACGGGGCAGCAGCUGAGGAAGCGGGUACUGCAGACAGCAGUGCACAGUCAGGUAACCUUCUGACUGAGGAAAACCAAAAUGAGAGUAGGAGUCAUGGCUUUGUGCACAAAUUCAUAGAUCUGUCACUUUUCAGACACCGGGGCUUCCUAAUUUAUCUCAUUGGUAAUAUAGUCAUGUUUUUUGGCUUUUUCGCGCCUGUGGUUUUUCUGGCUCCAUACGCCAAACAUCAAGGGAUUGAUGAAUAUUCAGCAGCUUUCUUGCUCUCUAUUUUUGCUCUGGUGGACAUGUUUAUCAGACCAGCAACUGGGCUCAUAGGCAACACAAAAUGGAUCAGGCCACGGAUCCAGUACUUUUUCAGUUUUGCAGUUUCAUACAAUGGUGUGUGCCACCUUUUAUGCCCACUGGCAAAUGGAUAUGUGGGUCUAGUUGUUUAUGCUAUAUUCUUUGGUUUGGCGUUUGGGAUGGUUUCUGCACUGCUCUUUGAAGUUCUGAUGGACCUUGUUGGAGCUCAUCGCUUCUCCAGUGCUGUUGGACUUGUUACCAUUAUCGAGUGUGGACCAGUGCUUCUUGGACCUCCAAUUUCAGGAGCUCUAGUUGAUAUAUUCGGGGAAUAUAAAUAUAUGUACUACGCAUGUGGAGUGUUUAUGCUGGUGCCUGGCAUAUUUUUCUUCAUCAUGCAUUACUACAACUACAAGAAACUGGAUGAGGAGCGGAGGCAGAUUGUGGCUGAGAUGAGGACUUGUGAAGAGGCGGAACAACUUAAAAUGACCCCGAACGAUAGCAGCACAUGAAACAAAUGAAUUAACUUGCUGACUAUGAUUAUUUUAGUGGAUGUGGGAAUAUGACACUGCAGAGGUUUUACAGCAGGAUAUACAGUAUAUAUAUUAUGUAUUAUUGAUAAAAAUUAUUUUAGCUUUGGAUGAGUUUGUUAGAGUCUUUUCCUACAUAUCUACAGAUCAACAUUUGUGUUUAUAAUGGUUAUUUUAUGAAUGUUUUUAUUACUGCAACUCUGGAACUGUAAUGGCCUUCAUUCAUAUAUCAUCCAGAAAUUCUGCUGUUCCUACCACUACAAUUUUCGUAAUGGCUCUAUGAACUAAUAUGGUUGCACUUUUUUUCUUCACUGGCUGAAUAAAAACACAUUUUCCUGAGCGGCUGAUAUGAAAUAACAAAACCCUCAACACGGACCUGGAGAUUGUUUAUCAUUUAUUUUCUUACCACUAGAUGGCACUGGACACUACCAUGUGAACACUUCAGGUGCAACACAUCUUUCCUAUUAAACUGCAAUUAAACAA